Molecule: messenger RNA, 1383 nt
Organism: Exophiala bonariae
Lineage: Eukaryota; Fungi; Ascomycota; Eurotiomycetes; Chaetothyriales; Herpotrichiellaceae
Exons: 2
Coding region: 1-1383 (460 amino acids)
Source: RefSeq, a predicted model, not a curated record
AUGACUGGAAGACGCCAAUCUGCUCGUCUCGCGUCUCAAAACUCGGCCUCGUCUCCCCCGCAGCCUCAGGCGCAGCCAAAGUCAUCCCCAGCUGGGCGCAAGCGUAAGAAUGAUGCCAAUGGUAGUCCUCCCACUGCAAAACGGGGAAAGAAAGACGAUGAGCCUAAGCAGCAGACUCUCGAGGAAACGCUGAACAACCAUGCAUCGGAAGACGCUCCACCAAACGCGGCUGAAGGCGUUGUAGACCAGCAGGAAAAUUCUCACAUUGAGAAUGGGUCUGCUGAGAGCAACGGUGACAAAUCUGCUCAGCAGAAUGGCGAACACGAGACUAAAGAGGCGGAUGAUGUCCAGAUGCAAGACGCCAAUGGUGAGAAGGACUCUACCCCAGCAACCACCCAACCCAAGGACGAUGCCAAACCAGAAGAGAAGGAGCCAUCCCAACCGAAACAAGAAGAAACCCAAGCACAAGAGCCUGAGACACAAAAAGACUCCAAGUCCCGGCCAUCAGCAGAAAGCAAGCCAGAACACGCCGAAGAGCAAAAGCCAGAAGCCAGCAACGGCGAUGCUGUGGUGCCCAACGCACGUGGUGAUGAUGUUCCAUCGAGCAUUCUCGAGAAAGGCAUCAUCUACUUCUUCUUCCGUGCACGCGUCAACGUCGAUGAUCCGCAGGAUGUCAAGGACAUUGCCAGAACCUAUAUGAUCAUGCGACCCAUGCCACUCGAUGCGAAACUUGGAGAUGGGCCAAUAGGCGAUGAAGGCAACUGUCGGCUCCUGGCUCUUCCCAAAAAGGUCUUACCUAUAAGCGGCAAAGACAAAUUCAUGACUUUUGUUGAGAAAGCCAAAACGAGCUUCAAGGAGCUGAAGGACUCUUUCAUGCCUGGCUCGGACUACGCAACCAAGACUGCGGGCACCAGUCACUCUCCCCCAGUGACACCCCUUGCCGAAGGUGUGUAUGCCAUCACAACAACCGGACGUGAAUCGCAUCUUGCCUACAUCAUCACAAUCCCCAGUGAACUAGGCGAGGUACAAAAGGACCUAGGGCUCAAGGAGCGUGGAAGUUUUGUGACGAGCGUCAAAAAUCCCACGGCCCCAGCCCCCAACAAUGCCAGUCUACCACAAGGACCAGACUAUCCCAAAGAAUUGUUGGAAGGAUUCCGCGGUCUACGCUGGACACCUCUGGAGCCCAAAUUCCUUGACUACGCAAACGCCCAAUUCUUGAUCAUUGGCGAGUCUUACGAGAAUGCCGUUGAGCAGAGACCUAAGGAUGAAAGGGAAGGCAACGGUCUACCGUCGGAGGAGAUUGAGAAGUUAGAGGGCGAGGACGAGAUACGAGUCAAACACUUGAAGGGUAAGCCCAGUCUCCUGAUCUGUAAGCAAUUGUGA